GGGUGAAGAAUGCUUGGUAUGUGCGGACGACAACAACAUGAAAGGCGACGAGUGUGCAGCCCCAGCGAUUGUGCGUCCGCAAAUCAAACCCAAAUGCGCCUUGCGUCCUUUUAUAAAUUGAACCGCAGACACCAGACGUCCCGACGCGCCUUUGUCGCCCAAAAACCGACCGCCGGUGCGAGUUUUAGCGAGGCGGCCACGCAGUUUAUUUGAUGUCAAACACCCUGCAGAGGCGGAGAUGGUUUGGUCUGUAGUAGGUGGGACUGCCGAGCGGUCUGCAGCAGGACGUCGUAGAUCAAUGAACCGGACCGGAGGGUUGGUCCAUCGCCUGGUGUGCAUCUGACCGUAUAGAUGUGUCAGUAUACCUAUGCAGGACCUUUUAUUUUUCUGUCCUGAUAAGCGGCUCGCUUCAGUAUGCGGAUGUUAUAAAGCGACUCUCUUAUUCUUUCCUUCCAACCGCUCGGAUUCCGUCUCCACUGGCUCAUCGUUGCGAUUUUUUCCAUUUUCUGGGAACUAAAAUACAUCCGUAACCUCCAGGAUGAUCUUUGCAAACACGGGCAACCCGCUGAAGACAGUCAAUCGUAAGCAGUGGGUUUCCUGUGUGCAGUCCUACCCCAUGACUCCGUCCAGUCCCAGCAGCAGCAGCAACAGCAGCAGCACAGGCCUGGAGCAGCUCAGCAAAACCAACCUGUACAUCCGUGGCCUGCCUCCUGCUACCACAGACCUGGACCUGGUCAAACUCUGCCACCAGUAUGGAAAGAUUCAGUCUGCAAAGGCAAUCCUGGACAAGACCACCAACAAGUGCAAAGGUUACGGCUUUGUGGACUUUGACAGCCCAGCGGCUGCUUUAAAGGCAGUACAUGCUCUGAAAACCAGCGGCAUACAGGCCCAGAUGGCCAAGCAACAGGAGCAGGACCCCACAAAUCUGUAUAUUUCCAACCUGCCUCUCUCUGUGGAUGAGAAAGAGUUGGAGAACAUGCUGCAGCCCUUCGGCCAGGUCGUCUCCACACGGAUCCUCAGAGACUACAGCGGCAACAGCCGAGGCGUGGGCUUUGCCAGGAUGGACACAACAGAGCAGUGUAACGCAGUCAUCUCCCACUUCAAUGGGAAGUUUAUCAAGAUAGCUUCAGGAGGUCUGGCUCCUUCUCAGCCUUUGCUGUGUAAGUUUGCAGACAGUCAAAGGAAGAAACACGCUCACAGCGGAUUCGUUCCCAAUGGGCAAACGGGGGAUCUCAGACUAGGUGCCAUGACUCUCACCUACGACCCCUCUUCAGCAGCCAUUCAGAAUGGGUACUAUCCUUCUCCGUAUCCGGUGACCAACAGGAUAAUGACUGUACAGCCUGCAAUGUCUCCCUACAUGUCUCCAGUCUCUGCUUACCAGGUGCAGAGUCAUUCCUGGGUGGCACAUCAACCAUACAUCAUGCAGCACCCGGCUGCUGUGAUGUCUCCCUCUGUGGAUCCCUCCAUGUCACUGCACCCCACAGCCACCAUUACUCAGCAGAUGGGCCAGCUGUCGUUGGGAAACACUGGAGCGUACAUUGCUGCCAACCCUGGUGUCCAGGGAGCUUACAUGCCUCAGUAUCCUCCCAUGCAGGCAGCACCGGAAAACGGCACGCCGCAGCAAGUGGAUUCUUCCAACAACUCGUCUCCGUACAGUCAACUCAGCAAGUAACCACAGGCCACAUCAUUGCUGCUUUUUGAGCUAGAGGGCGGGUGGGAAGUUGCUGAUGACAUCACAGGGAUAUAACGCCGCCUGCUCUGAUUGGACCAGAAACAUGAACUUUUUGCACAGCCCUGACAUUCGUAGUGGAAAAUGAGGACAGUGUAAAUGGACUCAAGCAGUUGGCUAGUCACGGAAAAAAGAAAAAAAAAAAAAAAACAAGAUUUAUUUUGAUAAGAAACAACAUGCUCUUCUUUUUCUCUUUUUCAAGGAUUCUCAAACAUUUGCCAGAGGACCCCCUUCCUCCCUCCUUCCUCUUCUUCUCCCCCCUCCACUCCCCUCAUUCCCUCAUUCAAGUAUGAUGUGAUAUUAAAAUGCAUGAGAUUGAGAAAUCCCUCCUCCUCAACCCCCUCCAAGGUUUCUAUGAUUUUAUAGUUCCUUUAUAUGUGGUAUCUGAAAAAAACCUUGCAGACCUUGUUUGCACUGAAGUUUCUGAACUUCAUUUUGGGUUUAAAAAUGGCCACAGAAUAGCUUAAAAAGAAAGCUCAGUUUUAUGUUCAAAUUGCACUUGACCGGCGAGACAGAUGACCAUUUCAUUAGGAAAUUAAUAAAUUUAAUAUUGGAAAAGGUGCCUUCCUUACGUGACAUCGAACAUUCUCCAACAUUGUUUCCAUCAAACUCGAUCAGGUGUCAUACUUCUAUCCGAUCGAUCAAAUGUGUGUGUGAAAUCAUGGAGAUUUCCAUCGAGUGUUGUGCUAUCUAGUCGUCUGGUAGCAAUAAAGACAAUGAGAGUCCCACGGCAAUACCGAGAAAAAAAGAAUGGUGACAAACUCAGAGCAAGGUAAUUCCUUAUUUUCCUAUUUCCUUUUUUUAAAAAACGUAAAGACAUGACAUGAAACUAGAGCCCUACUUUUAUGAAAUUACAAGUUUUACACCCAAAUGGGCAUCUUUUAGGAGGGUUUGCUUUUCUCUUGUGGUCAGUUUGACCAGUGAUCUACCUCAUGGUUCUGCUGGAGUCUGCUGGUGUUGUGGGGGUUUGCAGGUAAAGCCCCUUUUGUACCAGACGGGACCGCGCAGACCAGAAGCCACGCUCAGGAGCUGGCUAAACAGGACUUCUGCCGUUUGUCUCCCACAUGCAGCUUUCAUUUCUCUUCCUGAUCUUCAAAAAAACAAAACAAAAAAGAAACAAAAAACAUUGUGCUUUUAAAAAAAAAAAUCUUUCUUUGUCACGGCUUCUGUUCUGGUGUGUCUUUUUUCUCGACAUGAUUAGUGUUGUGAUGCUCCAUUUUAGAGAUUCAAAGUUAGGACAUUUUCUUCUUCGUUCAAAAAACCAAAACAAAAAACUGUUGGUUUACUGUGUGCUUGAAAUCAAUUAAUGCAGGAUACAUGCAUCCUUCUGCUUUAGACAGGUCUUACAUGGCUCACACUGUAAAACUCUCCCAAAAAAAUGCUACAAUUCAGCCAAAUUUUGGUCAUUUGGUUAAAUAAAUAACAUGCCAAAUGAUUUGGAUUAGUGGAAAAAGUAACUCAGAUCUUGCCUCAUGCAGAAUUUAUUCAACAAUCAUGUUUAAAGUAUUUAAAAAAUGGCUGUCUUUCAUUAGAACAACAUGAAAGUUGGAAUCAUUUGACUGACAGCAAAUGUUUCUCAAGAAUAACAUUUGUAAAUUAUUUACAUUCAGGGCCAAAAACUGAAAAGUAAGUGAGGUUUAUUGUUUGCUUAGAUUUUCUUUUUUUUUUAAACCUAUGAUUUCUGAUAUGACUAUGAAACAAAAAAAAAAUGGCGAAAGAUCGCGGUGCUUCUCCUCCGAUCAGUAGUACUGAAGCAGUAAAUACUCACCGUAGAAAAAUACAGCCAGGCUUCUACUGAGUGUACUUAACAAUUCUGAACAUUUGUUGCUGGAAAAAAAUGUAAAAAUGAAAAAAAAAUUCCUGUUCUCCUCAUUGCCUCCUUCCUGUCACCUUCUACUGAUUCUCAAACAAUCGUCUCCUUGCUCUUUCUCUCUCUCUCCUUUGAAAACAUUGAAUAAAAACAGUGCUGAAUAAAAAUGCUCUUCUCUUUCUCA
Messenger RNA from Acanthochromis polyacanthus (spiny chromis), 3723 nucleotides. It is a transcript of the gene rbms1a, whose product is annotated as RNA binding motif, single stranded interacting protein 1a. The record is from RefSeq and is a predicted model, not a curated record. The transcript is spliced from 14 exons. Lineage: Eukaryota; Metazoa; Chordata; Actinopteri; Pomacentridae. Gene Ontology annotation, cellular component: cytosol; nucleus; ribonucleoprotein complex. Bases 539 to 1672 code for a protein of 377 amino acids. Gene Ontology annotation, molecular function: poly(A) binding; mRNA 3'-UTR binding; poly(U) RNA binding.